Molecule: messenger RNA, 5851 nt
Organism: Liolophura sinensis
Lineage: Eukaryota; Metazoa; Mollusca; Polyplacophora; Chitonida; Chitonidae
Product: malonyl-CoA decarboxylase, mitochondrial-like
Exons: 10
Coding region: 128-1681 (517 amino acids)
Biological process (GO): malonyl-CoA catabolic process; fatty acid biosynthetic process; acetyl-CoA biosynthetic process
Cellular component (GO): mitochondrial matrix; peroxisomal matrix
Molecular function (GO): malonyl-CoA decarboxylase activity
Source: RefSeq, a predicted model, not a curated record
UCUCAUACAUAUGUGCUGUCAUGUGAACUGCUUCUCUAAAUUGACCCAGCGCCAUGGGUUUGCUGCGGUAAUGAGAUAUUAAUGAUAGAGAAACUUUUAUACUAGGACGUAACAAAGCUAAAUCGUGAUGUCUGCUCUGAGACGGGUGCUGAUGUUACGCAAGGUUCUCUGUGACCCUCGAUGUAGUUCAAAUAAACCACAGCGGUACUUCCAGACGAGCUUGUGCAACAUGGAUGCCAAUACUUCUACUUAUGAAGUGCUUCAGUCUACAUUUUCCGAGUCUGGAGCAGGAGCGAUGAUUGCCGAGAAAAAAUGUAAGUGGUUCUGUCACUACUACAGUGCACUGGUGUUUGAGGAAAAGAUCAAUCUGUUGAGAAUGCUGAGUCAGCAGUUUGGAGUGAAUCAGGACAAUGUGAUCAAUGUGGCACACCAUGUCAUCACAUCACAGGAGAAAGGAGAUGCUACUUUGUUAAUGGCAGAGGAACGCUUGAGAAAUGCUCUCACACCAAAGUACAGAGAACUCUUCCAUCAGAUUGGGCGGAUUGAGGGAGGAGUCAAGUUCCUGGUUGACCUCAGGGCAGACAUAUUGAGUCAUUUGUCGGGAGCCUCUGUGGACAAAGAGAUCCCAUAUUUCCGCUCACUAAACAGCAUGUUACAGGAGCUAUUGGUCCUCUGGUUCUCUGUGGGCUUCCUCAACCUGGAGCGGGUCACAUGGGAAUCCGCCUGUGAUGUUGUCCAGAAGAUUUCAGAAUACGAAGCAGUUCACCCCAUCAGGAAUUGGGCAGAUUUAAAGCAACGUGUGGGCCCUUAUCGACGUUGUUUUGUCUUCACACAUAACAGUAUGCCCAGAGAGCCUGUUGUGGUGCUUCACACAGCUUUAGCUAGUCAGAUCUCAGACAGUAUUCAUUCAAUAGUUUUCCGGACGUAUCAAAGGUCAUCAUCUGUAGCCGGUUCUGAGGAUGGCAAACAUUCCAGCUCCACGGAUACAGACAGAGAUUUGGAGGAGCCCAGCCUAAUCAACGCGGCUGUUUUCUACUCCAUCACGUCUACGCAAAGAGGUCUUCAAGGGGUUGACCUUGGGAAUUAUUUAAUAAAACGGGUUGUGCGUGAACUUCAGGCGGAGUUCCCCCACCUUAACCAGUUCUCCAGUCUGUCCCCUAUACCCGGGUUUAAAGACUGGCUGAUUACGGAGAUUAACAAAUACCUUCAUGAAACAAAUAUAGGCGAGUUCCCCCAGAAUGUAUUGUUUACGGCGGAAGAGUUAUCCCAUUUAAGUGCCUAUGCAGAGAGAGGAAAUGAGCCCCCUAUGGCUUGUGUCAAACAUAUACUCCAGGCUGGCACAUGGGUGGAGAAGGAGCCCCUGUGCUCACACCUGAAAACCCCACUUAUGAGAUUGUGUGCUAGAUAUUUGUAUGUUGAAAAGAGAAGAGGAAGGGCACUUAACCCUGUUGCAAAUUUCCAUUUAGGUAAUGGGGCAGUGAUGUGGCGGUUAAACUGGCUGGGGGACACAAGUAGUCGUGGAAUUACGCAGUCCUGUGGCAUGAUGGUUAAUUACCGCUAUUACUUAGAACAGACGGAGGAGAACAGUCGGAAGUAUUUAGAAAACCAUGAAAUCACGGCUUCUGAGCAGGUGGUGGAACUGUGUACAGAUGUUGCAGCAGUAUACCCUGUGUCCAGCUAGAGUACUGCAGCAACAUACCCUGUGUCCAACUGGAGUACUGCAGCAUUAUAACCUGUGUCCAACUAGAGUACUGCAGCAACAUACCCUGUGUCCAACUAGAGUACUGCAGCAACAUACCCUGUGUCCAACUAGAGUACUGGCGCAACAUACCCUGUGUCCAACUAGAGUACUGCAGCAACAUACCCUGUGUCCAACUAGAGUAUUGCAGCAAUAUACCCUGUGUCCAACUAGAGUACUGCAGCAACAUACCCUGUGUCCAACUAGAGUACUGCAACAACAUACCCUAUGUCCAACUAGAGUAAUGCAGCAAUAUACCCUUUGUCAGACUAGAGUACUGCAGCAAUAUACCCUUUGUCCAACUAGAGCACUGCAGCAACAUACCCUGUGUCAAACAGGAGGACUGCAGCAACAUCCCUGGUGUCCAACAAGAGCACUGCAGUAACAUCACUGGUGUCCAACAAGGGCACUACAGUAAGAUUCCUGGUUGCCAACAAGGGCACUGCAGUAACAUCCCUGGAGUCUAACAACAGCACUGCAGUAACAUCCCUUGUGUCUAACAAUAGCACUACAGUAACAUCCCUGGUUUCCUACAGCAGCACUGCGGUAACAUUCCUGGUUUCCAACAACAGCACUGCAGUAACAUCCCUGGUGUCCAACAAGGGCACUGCAGUAACAUCCCUGGAGUCCAACAGUGGCACUGCAGUAACAUCCCUUGUGUCUAACAACAGCACUGCAGUAACAUCCCUGGUGUCUAACAACGGCACUGCAGUAACAUCCCUGGUGUCUAACAACAGCAAUGCAGUAACAUCCUUGGUGUCUAAUAUGGCUGAAAAAUUGCCGAUUGGCAUUAAGCCAUAAUCAUUCAUUCUUUCAGAAUGUGUGCUAACACUAAAGUAUUAUAUGAGCACUAUCCAGAAUGUGUGUUGAUACUGAAGUGUUAUAUGUGCACAAUCCAGAAUAUAUGCUGAUACUGAAGUGUUACAUGUGCACAAUCCAGACUGUGCUGAUGCUAAAGUGUUAUGUGCACAAUCCAGAAUGUGUGCUGAAGUGUUAGAUAAGCACAGUCAUGCUUAUGUAUAAGUAUAUGCGUAUAUGUACACAGCCCAGAAUGUGCAGAACUUGUGCUGGUACUGAAGUGUUAUACACUGUAUGUGCCCAAUCCAGAAUGUGUGCUGAUACUGAAGUGUUAUACACUGUAUGUGCCCAAUCCAGAAUGUGUGCUGAUUCUGAAGUUAUGCACUGUAUGUGCCCAAUGCAGAAUGUGUGCUGAUACUGAAGUGUUAUACACUGUACGCACACAAUCCAGGAUGUGUCCUGAGACUGAAGUGUUACAUGUGCACAAUCCAGAAUGUGUACUGAUACUGCAGCAUUACAUGUGUACAAUCCAGAAUGUGUGCUGAUAACUGCAGUGUUUUGUGUGCACAAUCCAGAAUGUGUACUGAUACUGAAGUGCUAUGUGUGCAUUUUGUAGAAUAUCUGCUGAUACAGAAUUGUUAUAGGUGCACAGUCCAGAAUGUGUGCUGAUACUGCAGCAUUACAUGUGCACAAUCCAGAAUGUUUGCUGAUAACUGCAGUGUUACAUGUGCACAGUCCAGAAUGUAUGCUGAUACUGAAGUGUUACAUGUGCACAAUCCAGAAUGUGUGCUGAUACUGAAGUGUUACAUGUGCACAAUCCAGAAUAUGUGCUGAUAGUGUAGCAUUUUAUGUAAUCCACCGAGCAUGUGUGGCAACACAACAGAAUUUUUUGUGCCCUAUCCAGAGCUCCACAGUAUUUUGCAUGUGUGAACAUAUGUGUGCUGUACUGCCCAGAACGUGCAUUAAUGAAACAGUAUUGUGUCCCAUUCACUCUGAUGAAUCUUCCCUCUAGACAAAAAACAGCCACAGCUGGAGGCUUCUUUUAAGUUGAAAACAUAUGAGGCAUGUAUUUGUAUUCACUUUGGAUGAAUUGAACAAUCACAGAACAAUUGCUUUUGGUUUGAAAAGAUGAGUACCAAAAUUAAACAGCUCUCCCCAUCUCCAACCAAUCUGUGAUCACAUUGUGAUAUCAGCUAUCAUGUCCAAAAUGGAGUAGGCUUAGAGUAUUUCUAUGUUUAUUUUAUUGCACACCCUACACAAAAUAUAUCCUCUGUAAACCACCAAUGAAAACCCGCUGAAACUACUCUGAGUGGUGAUAAUAUUUGAAAUAUUUGCUUUACUCCAGUUUUUGCUGUACAACAAAUGUGUAUACAGGUAUAUGAUAGGACAUGCAUGAAAUUUGCCCAGAUAGAAUUAGCUUAAAUGAGUGCCACCAGGAAAUAUGGUGGAUAAGGUCAAUAAACUAAAUGCAGUGCCAAAGUACGUGUACAUUCUUUAGUAUUGUAUUUCUACAGUGGCAUAAUUAUUGGAACUUUUCUCAGGCAAAUCAUGAGCUAACACUAAUACUGUGUGGAGGAAAGGCAGUGUCACUCGGAAAUGCUAGCAGAAGAUAAAUUGUCAAAGCAAGCCUUACACAAUCAGAUGGAAAUAUAACCUGUUGUUGGGUCUAUUUUUUGUAUCGGAGAGAAAAAGAAAUAAAUGGAUGUGCAAGACAGAGUGUGGACACUAAGGAGUAUGGCGUGAUUUGACUGCCGUUCUGCUGUCCAGCUCUUGCUAGCUUCCUCUCCGGUCUUCCGGGUGAACAUCUGCUAGCAACCUGCGGAUGGUCAUUGUUUUGUACCAGGCUGUGCCGGGCUUUCUUCCAACAUAAUGCUGGCAGCUCUCAUGUAAGCGAAAUAUUCUUGAGUAUGGCGUAAAACACCAAUCAAACAAUCAAAUCAAAUGGCUGCUGGACCUAGCCUUAACUUUAUGCCCUAACGUAAGUAAUAUCAAAGGCAACGUCUUUGUUAGCUCAUUGGAUAUAACAUUUUUAUAUCUGUUUGAUUAUGAAAAGGAAAAAGGGUAGGAACAACUAUUUUAGAUACAGGGGCCUCCGUGGCUCAGUCGGUUAGCGCGCUAGCGCAGCGUAAUGACCCAGGAGCCUCUCACCAAUGCGGUCGCCGUGAGUUCAAGUCCAGCUUAUGCUGGCUUCCUCUCCGGCCGUAAGUGGGAAGGUCUGCCAGCAACCUGCGGAUGGUCGUGGGUUUCCCCCGGGAUGUGCCCGGUUUCCACCCACCAUAAUGCUGGCCGCCGUCGUAUAAGUGAAAUAUUCUUGAGUACGGCGUAAAACACCAAUCAAAUAAAUAAACAAAUAAAUUUUAGAUACAUGAAUUAUGAAUCUUCACUGUUAGACAGAAAAUAGAGAACAUUUCUUGUGUGAAAGCAACCCAGAUCAAAACAGUUCUUCUUUGUAUCUUGAAUUAUUAAAAAUUUAGGUAGAUUUUUUUUUUUUGGCUGAGGCAGAGAUUUUACCGAUGCUUCAAAUCACUGAUAACUUUAGUAUUAUACAUUUUCAGUUGGUUCAAUCCUCCCAAAAGUCGGGGGGUGGCGGGCGAUAAAGAAUUCUCACUACUUCAUUGAUAUGUUGGUUGCGUAUGUAGGUAUGAUUUUAAUUACAGUAUCUUAAUGUUGAUCUCGAAGUUGAUUUUAUUGUUAAUUAUAUAGGCAGUUUUCAUGUGUUCAUGUCAUACCAGCUCGGGUACAGUCACUGCUUACUUUUUAUCUUUCUGUUCAUACAUAUAUUACAGAUUAUACAUGAAAUUAAACUUUAACAUGAUUCCAAGAUGUUUUGUCAUAAAAAAGAUACCAUUUUCACUGUUUUUCAAGAAGUAAGUUUUGUUAUGAUACUAAUACAGGUGCUGGUAUUGUUAAAUGUUUUCUGUGAUCUAAAUCUCGGGAUAUUCGUGGGUUUCCCCCAGGGUCUUCCCGGUUUCUUCCCAUCAUAACGCUGGCCGAAGUGGUAUAAGUGAAAUACUUGUUAGUACUGCUUAGAAUUCCAACCAGAUAAAUAAAUACAUCUAUGUGCUCUGCAAGCUUCAUCUCGAACAGUUGCUGUGAGUGGAUGCUGGUGCUUUACCAUCAAAUCCUUUACUUGCAACAACAGAGGAUGUGUUAAAGUGACAUACAGUACAAUGAGAAACAUCGCUCAGCAAAAGGUAUCAGUAUUCAGUACUGGUGCAAAAUGAUACAGGUUACCUGUACAUGCAUCUACGUUCUCAUAGUGACCAAAAUGUUAUCUUGAACAUUUGUCAUAAAACUGGCCUGAGAUGCAAUAAA